AUGGCUGACCAUCGCGUUAAGGCGUCGACUUAUCGCGUCGAGAAUAUCCCGCCGGGAACGUCGAAGGAGGAGCUUCUGGAGCGGUAUUUUUACAGAGAGGAUAGGGAGGAUAUUAAAGUCAAGUCGCUCUGCCCCUCGUGCGACAGCGUGGAUCCGGAUGAGGACGACUGGACGGCGACGAUUUUCUAUCGACCCCGUGAUGCGGACAGAGGCGAACUGCGCCUGGCGAACGAUGAUACAUUGACGCUCUCCAAGGAAUUCUUCGGCUUCACUCCUCUCUAUGUUCCUCCGAAAGAGAAAGGGCCUGUUGCGGCAGAUAUCAUCGCCGUUACAGGCCUCGGUGACCAUGCUUUUGGGUCAUGGAGCCAUUCCGACGAGCGCAUGUGGCUCCGUGACUAUCUUCCGAAAGACGCGCCAAAUGCACGAAUCUUGACUUAUGGAUACAAAUCUGCACUGCAGGGCGACUCUAUCAGUCUGCUCGAAGAUCACACCAAUAAAUUUGUCCAUAAGCUUGUUGAUAUGAGAGAUGCGUCUGAGUGCGAAAGCAGGCCUAUAAUAUUUGUUGGGCAUAGUUUAGGGUGUCUAAUUAUCAAGAAGGCACUUACUGGCAUUGGUCCAAUGGGCAUUCCAACGUCCCGCCUACCAGUUCGCGCCGUUAUAUUCUUAGCUGCACCCCACAGAGGACUCAACAUCGAUGCACUGCAAACACUACUAAUGGGCCAGGCGACUGAGGCCAUGAUAAAUGAGCUCAGAGCCGACUCGCCAAUACUGAGGGACCUCACCAGUAGAUUCCGUGACAUUGUGGAAGAUAACGUCGACCUCUUGACAUGCUACGAGCAAAGACCUACAAAGACUGUGGUUAAGGGUGCGGACGGCAUAUGGAGACGAGAAGGCCCUCCUGUGAUAAUGGUUGGGUCAAUUUCGGCACGACUCGAUUAUAGGAAAGAGAAGUGCGUCUCUGUUGACUGUGACCACUCGCAAAUUGCCAAGCUCAAGAAGGGAGAGGGUGGCAUAUACCCUACUGUCAAAUCUGCUAUCAAGCAUGGUCUCAUAAGCACCGCUAGGAUAGUAGCGGGGAAAGAUGUAAGUCUUGAAUACCCCCGUGGUGGCAAGGAGUUGACAAACGGCGGCUCUGGAUCUAUGACUGGUUAUAUACAUGCUGUUCCUCCUCCAUACUUCCAAGACAAAAUCGCCACCAGCCAUGCGACGUAUAUACCGCAACAACCGCAGCAACCGCCUCCAGCCCUUGCCCCUCAUCCAGAUCGCCAUAUGGCCGUAGAACGUGCGACCACCCCGACAUACGGGAACGCCAGUCACUACAUUCGACCAAAGGUCCAAGCAUCACCUCCUGCCCAUGAUCGUGGAAAUAGCCAUGCAAUCGAGAGCCGUUGUCUAUCUGAGGCACAUGGCAAGGCAGAUGAGAUUGUCAACGUAGUGCCUGAUAUUUCAACCCUGACAAUUUCAGAGCCACCUGAGGCCCCAGUCUUCCUGGACAAAUCUGAAGUCACUGUGGAGGAGGAUAUGGAUGACGUGUACGAGGUUGACCCUGACAACAUCCUUACCACAGCAAUAUGCAGCCGGUGCGAUGAGGGUGUACCGGACUCGACAUUUCACUAUUAUUGUUACAUGGCGAUCAAUAACCAAUACGGAGAAGAUGACGAUAAAGACAGGGUAGAAGAGCACAAGAACACUACCGUGUGUCAGUCCUGCGCUUAUCUUGAUCCGAAUUGUGAGAUACGCAAGGAAAUACUUGUCAAACGAGGCGUAAAGCCCCACAAAGCCCUCGAGCCAUUUCUGCCAUACAUCGAGACCGAAAUACUGAGGUCAGACAACAGCCUCAUUCGCGCGGUGAAGGAAAACGAUUUAGACAAGAUCGGACGUCUAUCAAACAACCCUAAACUUCUCAGUGGAAAGGCCUACGGAGGCUGCACUCCUCUCGUCCUGGCGGUCCAGCUAGGGCUAGUUGAUGCUGUCAAGAUUAUGCUCGACAAUGGAGCUUCGCCGGCCGAGAGGGACUCCACUGGCCUCACGCCACUUUUCAUGGCAGUCCAGUAUAAUCGGUACAAAGUGGCUAAACUGCUUCUUGAUGCUGGUGCAGACGUUGAGGACACUGGGGGACAAUCAUCUGCAUUGCACCUGGCGGCGUCAAAUGGAAGACCAAGGAUGUUACAGCUCCUCCUAAACAGACAAGCCCCCGUCGACGUUUCGUUCCCAGGCUUCGGCACACCCCUCAGCCAAGCCGCUCAAUUAGGGAGCAACGAGUGCGUGAAGAUUCUCCUCGCUGCAGGUGCUGAUCCAAAUGCAAUGGCCAAGAGCGGCGCUACACCCCUGAAAUGGGCAGCUCUCAAAGGCUACGGCGACGUUGUAAAGACGCUGCUUAGGAACAAGGCUAUUGCCUCUCACAUUGGAACGGAUGGUGAAACGCCAAUAUACUGUGCUGUGGACGGUGGACACGGGGAUAUAUGCGGGGACUUGAUUGAUGCUGGUGCAGACUUCAUAUCGGAAGUCGCACGUCCAGUAAUGACACCUCUUGGCCACGCUGCUCGUCUCGGUCGCCGGAAUAUAGUAAAAGUAUUACUAGCCCGUGGGGCUCCAGUCGAUGGCAUAAGUGACGAGAACACCCCCUUGGGCUCUGCAGCAGUAGAGGGACACCUCGAUGUCUGUCGGGAUCUUAUUGAAGCCGGCGCAAAUCUCAAUGCCACAUACGGACCUUUAUCAACGAGCCCCGUCGGUUUUGCGGCAAAAUUCGGAUAUGAGGAGAUUGCCGAGCUCCUGCUGAGCCGUGGUGCGAGGGUCGACAUCAACGACAGCAGCGGACACCCCCCUAUCUACGUCGCAGUCGUCACGGAGCAUGUGAAGGUCUGCCAACUCCUUCUCGCAUUCGGCGCAGAUGCGAGGUUCAAGACCGUAGACACAGAGAGGACUGUGCUGGCCAUUACAACUAUAGAUGGAAACCUCUCCAUGGUCAAGCUUCUGAUAGAAUACCACGCUGAUCUUGACGAUGCUGACACAUACGGAUGGACCCCUAUAGGCCAUGCAGCAUUCAAGGGCUUCAUUGACAUCUGCCGAGUUCUCAUCGACGCCGGCGCUAACCUCGAUCUCCUCGUGUCCGGGAAGACGGCGCUGACAGAAGCUGCUCGCGCUGGCCACAGCGAGAUUGUGGAGAUGCUGUUAGCGGGAGGUGCGUGGGUCAUGCCGCCUCCGGCGUAUAAGGGGAAAUGGAAGAAUUUGGAAUUCAAGAGCGGGGUGACGCCUUGGAAGAGGGAGGAGAUACUGCGGACUCUUCGGGCUGCGAAGCAUAUGUAG
Pseudogymnoascus destructans is the source of this 3306-nucleotide messenger RNA. RefSeq lists its product as uncharacterized. The coding region runs from base 1 to 3306 and encodes 1101 amino acids. Gene Ontology annotation, molecular function: protein binding. The transcript has 8 exons. The record is from RefSeq and is a predicted model, not a curated record. Lineage: Eukaryota; Fungi; Ascomycota; Leotiomycetes; Thelebolales; Thelebolaceae.